Cherax quadricarinatus is the source of this 1527-nucleotide messenger RNA. RefSeq names its product probable peptidoglycan muropeptide transporter SLC46. Gene Ontology annotation, cellular component: membrane. NCBI's taxonomy places the organism in Eukaryota, Metazoa, Arthropoda, Malacostraca, Decapoda, Parastacidae. The record is from RefSeq and is a predicted model, not a curated record. Gene Ontology annotation, biological process: transmembrane transport. Gene Ontology annotation, molecular function: transmembrane transporter activity.
AUGCUUGUGUUGAAGAGCGUGACUGUGGAACCUAUUAUGCUGCUUGAUGGUCUUGCUUUCUCUAACAUGCACGUAUACAUAGAGAACCUACAGAUGGAUCGAGUGUGUCGAGUGAGCAGCGGUUUUUCUCAACAAGUGUGCGACAAUCUGAAGUCAGAACCAGCAGCCAGUGUAGAGGUACAGCAAAGGUACAGUGUGUUUGCUCUCUAUAACAGUAUCAUCGCAGCAGCACUACCACUCUUCUUUAUUCUCUUCAUGGGCGCCUGGAGUGAUAAGUAUGGCAGGAAGGUGCCUCUGAUAGCAGUACAACUGGGUCACGCACUCCACGCUGCCGGCUACUUGUUGGCCACUUUGGCACCUUCUUGGCCUGCCGAAGUGUUACUUGUCGUCACGUUACUGGACACACUUGGUGGCGGUACUGUAUCAUUCUUGACGGCGGCCAACUCGUACAUUGGUGACGUGUCGUCAGAAGAGUCGCGUACAUCAAGAGUUGGACUGGCAAACAGCAUUUGGUUCCUAGGAGGUCCGGUGGGCACACUGAUGGGUACUUAUAUCUACAGUUGGGGCGGCUACCUGCCGCUCUUCGCUACUUCCCUCACGCUCUCCUUAAUGGCCUUGGUGUAUGUGGUGGUGUGCCUUCCUGAGAGCCAUGGACCUUUCGUCAGGAAAUCCAACCCUGAUGAUCCAGAACACAGUUCACGAAUGGAGCUGCGAGAGAAUGUAGCGGCAGUGUACGGAUCGGAGUUGAAUGCUACACCCUCCAACACCCUCCAACACACUCGUCCAACUCUCUCUACCAUGGUCAAGGACUUCUUUAACCCUCACCGUAUUCUUGAAAGCUUCAAGUCAACUCUGAGGAAACGCGAGGGAAACACAAGAUCUCUCAUUCUCAUUCUCAUCUUCACCAGCCUCCUCAGAAGAGUUACUCGAUCUCCCUAUGUCUUCGCGUUUACCCGCCACGUACUAGGCUGGCAGGCCACUGACUACAGUCACUGGGUCACUUACAAGAACUUCUUGGCGACCACGGGCUCGCUGGUGGCGGUGCCGUUGCUGAGCGCUCAUCUAGGUAUAUCGGACAAUCUGCUGGCCAUGUUAGGCACUAUGUCUGGCAUCACUGAAUAUGUCGUCUACGGCUGCAUCUUGGACACUCGACCAUAUUUGAUCUGGAUAGCCCCAGUUGCGUCUGUGUUGCUUAACUCCUGCACCAUCGCCCAGCGCUCCAUGAUGACCAAAUUCGUCGCCAAGGACGAAAUUUGUAAGGUGUCAGCGGUGCUGGGUGCUCUUGACGGCUUCAUGCCUUUGGUAAUCUCUGCUCUCUACACAGCCGUCUACCACGCCUCCGUCAGCACCUUCCCUGCAGCACACUUCUUCUUGGGUGCUUCUGCCAGCGCUCUCAUGAUUGUCUUUUUUGGAAUCAUCAUGGCCGUGAGUAAGUCUGGACAUCAUGAUGUAGAGGGUGCCAAGCCUAGCGUGGCUGCUGGUCCAGUCACCCUUACCUCCCUUGUCUCCAGGACCAUCUCUGUCUGA